This is a messenger RNA of Durio zibethinus, 1102 nucleotides long. Lineage: Eukaryota; Viridiplantae; Streptophyta; Magnoliopsida; Malvales; Malvaceae. The record is from RefSeq and is a predicted model, not a curated record.
UAAUGUAUCCCAAAAACCAUAAGGAUUUCUAUUUUCUACCCAAAAUCAACAUCAACCUGACAAUCCUUCCAAAAAUCAAUCCAAGGAAUCAUAAACAAAAAUUUCCUCUCUUUUUCUUCUUGAAAGCUCUCUUUUUUCAUUCCUUUUUGGUGUUAUCAAACUUGGAACUAGACCACACAAAAUGGAAUCCUAGCCAUCUUGUGGAACAACACACGUACGUUUGUCACUUACCAUACAAAAGAAGAAAAAACACCCACUUGAAAGUUUUGAAAGAGAUGGCGUGUAAACCAACUCCCCACCCAUUCUCUUCUUGCUUUUAUUCCCACACAAACCCUUUCUCCAUGUAAAUGUUAAUCUUCAGUCUUCUCUUUCAACCAAAAGGAAUCAGCUAAGGAAGCAGUAGAAGAAGAAGAAGAAGAAGAAGAAAGAAGGGCUUUGGUUUCAACUUCAUGAACGUUGAACCCACAAAAAUGACCCACCACAAUCCUGUCCAGGCCGUUGAACGAGCUCCCCAGCUUUCGGAAAAACCCAACAAAAGUCAGCUGCCUGACGAUGUUGUCCAUGUUGAGACAGGAAGUUCAGAGAUGGAAACCUGCCAAUAUGAUAGUGAUGGAAAUGAUAGAGUACUUAAUAAUAACGAGGGAAGCUCGUUACAGGGUCGUCGGACUUCAGUUCCAGUAGUAGUUGAGGUUACAAAAGAAGCAAAGAGGGUUGAAGAGUCGUUGGAAGAACAUAAUGGACGAGAGAGACUGAAGAGGCGUAGGAUUGAAGUGGCAGGCAGGGUUUGGAUUCCUGAAAUAUGGGGUCAGGAAGAGCUUUUGAAAGAUUGGAUUGAUUGUUCUGCAUUGGAUGCUUCUUUGGUUCCCAGUGGGAUUAUUUCAGCUCGUGCAGCUUUGGCUGAAGAAGGAAGAAGAGCAAAUUCAGGCGGAUUUAGAAUAGAAAACAGGUGUUAAUUAUAUUAAAUCUUUUGUAUGUUUUACUCUACUUGUUCUUACUUCUUUCUUCCCCGGAAUUCUUCCACGGCCAAUUGUGUUACUAAAACUCAUGUCCUAGACCAGAUCGGAAAAGACAACCGGUGUCUAACAUGAAUCAGCUGGCUGCC